Molecule: messenger RNA, 2040 nt
Organism: Elephantulus edwardii (Cape elephant shrew)
Lineage: Eukaryota; Metazoa; Chordata; Mammalia; Macroscelidea; Macroscelididae
Gene: SYBU
Product: syntabulin (syntaxin-interacting)
Exons: 7
Coding region: 52-2040 (662 amino acids)
Biological process (GO): synapse maturation; axonal transport of mitochondrion
Cellular component (GO): vesicle; cytoplasmic microtubule
Source: RefSeq, a predicted model, not a curated record
CCUCCCGGACGGCGGCAGCGGCGACGCGAGGACUCGGUGGGCAGCGGCGCCAUGGGGCCCCUCCGAGAGACCAAGAAGGAGCAGAGAGUGCAGCACCACGAGAAGGAGCUUUCACGAAGCCGAAUUCCCCGUUUGAUUCUGCGGCCCCAUCUGCCCCAGCAGCAGCACAAAGUGUCCCCAGCCUCCGAGUCUCCCUUUUCUGAGGAAGAGAGCAGAGAGUUCAACCCUAGCAGCUCUGGACGCUCCGCAAGGACCGUGAGCAGCAACAGCUUCUGUUCAGAUGACACAGGUUGUCCUAGUAGUCAGUCAGUGUCUCCUGUGAAGACUCCCUCAGAUACUGGAAACAGCCCAGUCGGCUUUUGCCCUGGAAGUGAUGAAGACUUUACGAGAAAGAAGAGCACAAUUGGGAGCAUUGGUGAUGGAAGCGUCCAGUCAGCUCGACAUAAGAAGGAGCCGAAGUCCGGCCUUGUAAAGCCAGGUAGCGAAGCUGAUUUUAGCUCCUCGAGCAGCACCGGCAGCAUCUCGGCUCCUGAGGUCCAUAUGUCCGCUGCGGGAAGCAAGCGUUCCUCCUUUGCACGCAAUCGAGGUCCCCAUGGGCGGAGCAAUGGAGUUUCAUCCCACAAAUCUGUCAACAGCCCACCAUCCCCGCGGGAGAAGGACCUCCUGGCCAUCCUGUGCCGCGGUCAGCUGAGUCCUAUUAAUGUCCAUUCCAAUUACACACCAUCAUCCCCAAGUAGCAGCAACUCUGGCUCCUACAAAGGCAGUGACUGCAGCCCGGUCAUGAGGCGGUCUGGAAGGUACACGUCUUGCGGUGAAAAUCAUGGUGUCAAACCCCCAAAUCCGGAGCAGUAUUUGACUCCUUUGCAGCAGAAAGAGGUCACAGUGAGACACCUCAAGACCAAGCUGAAGGAGUCCGAGCGCCGGCUUCAGGAACGGGAAAGUGAAAUUGUGGAGCUCAAGUCCCAGCUGGCCCGUAUGCGGGAAGACUGGAUUGAAGAGGAGUGCCACCGGGUGGAGGCCCAGCUGGCGCUCAAGGAAGCCAGGAAAGAGAUUAAACAACUCAAACAGGUCAUCGAGACCAUGAGGAGCAGCUUGGCCGAUAAGGAUAAAGGCAUCCAGAAGUAUUUUGUGGACAUCAAUAUCCAAAACAAGAAGUUGGAGUCUCUCCUUCAGAGUAUGGAGAUGGCGCACAGUGGCUCCCUGAGAGAUGAGCUGUGUCUAGACUUCCCCUGCGACUCCCCAGUAAAGAGCUUCACCCCAAAUGCUCCAUUUGACAAGAUGGCAGAUGGGCUGUCCCUGGAAGAGCAGAUCACAGAGGAGGGAGCUGACAGCGAGCUGCUGGUGGGAGAUAGCGUGGCUGAUGGCACAGAUUUGUUGGAUGAGAUGGUGACAGGCCCUACCACAGAGCCUGAUGACCUGGCCCUUGCCCACUCUCCCCCUGGGGCAGAGGUGCUCGAGAGCCUCCCCAGGGCAGGGGGUCCGGAGGACGGCAGUGUGGUGGUGGAGCAAGCUGUCCAGACCGACGUGGUGCCCUUCAGCCCCGCAGUCUCGGAGCUCAUUCAGAGCCUGCUCAAGCUCCAGGAACCCUGCUCCUUGGCCUCAGCAUCCCCCGACGAGUCUGGGGCCGAGCUGCCGGAAAGCUCCCCAGUGUCCAGACCUGCCUUAGUGAUUGAUUUAACUCCAAGAAAUCCCAACUCAGCCAUCCUUUUGUCUCCUGUGGAGACCCCCUGCAGCCUGUUGGAGGCAGAAGUUCCUGAGAACCAACUCAUGCAAGAGCUGGAUUUUGCUGCCUACGCGGGAGAAAGGUUGGACAGCCUCAUCCCCUUAUCUCGGGGGGACGUGGGGAAGCAGUACUGGAGCAGCAGCUUCCUCGUGGAUCUCCUGGCCGUGGCAGCACCCGUGGUCCCCACCGUUCUGUGGGCAUUCAGUACUCAGAGAGGGGGAACUGAUCCUGUCUACAACAUCGGAGCCUUGCUCCGGGGCUGCUGUGUGGUUGCCCUGCAUUCACUCCGCCGUACCGCCUUUCACAUCAAAACGUAA